ACCCCAGGCCAAUAAAUGGAAGCCUGAAAUCCCAUUAAGACACUGUUUACUGUGGGAAAUGUUGGUGAUGUCAUUGUCAAUGCAUUUCUUACUGCUUUGUUUCUUUUUCACAACUUCUGCCUCCCCACUCAUUUCGCUAACGUUCCCUUCCUGUUCCAUUUAGACCCCCAUUAUGGGAUGCAAAACAAUAAAAGUUGGGACACAGACUGAAGCAUGGUAACUGUGGCUGUAGGGCUAAAGUAGAUUAUGGGUCUUUUAACUGUAAAUGGGGAAAAUGUGCUUGAAAGGCUCACACACUCAAGCAGACUGGAUCCACUUUCAUUCACUGUAUACGAUAACACAGAAGCGCUGCCAGUUCCUCUGAAAACCACAGAAGGUAUAAAAAAAUAUCAGUGUCAGAAUGACUCCUGUGGAUGUACAUACUGUACAUUCUCUCUCCCUUACACACACACACACACACACACAUUCUGGUUUCCAUGUUUUGUGGGGACAUUCCGUAGACGUAAUGCAUUUUAUACUGUACAAACUGUAUAUUCUAUUCCCCUUACCUACCCCAUUCCCUAACCCCAACCAUCACAGAAAACCUUUCUUCUGCUACUUCACAUUUUCAAUAAACAUCAUUUCAAAGAAAUAAAGUAAGACAUGAUUAAAAUGAAAACAAGAAACAAAUAUGCAAAAAAAGAAAAGGAAGAAAAGGUAGUUGCUGCAAGUGUGAGCAUUUCUGGGAUGUCUCAGAAUUGGCUUAAACUUCAUUUUCCCCUGUGAUGUCAAUAUGACUAAAAGGGGAAGUGUGCUGUGAGGCAAAAACUGGGCUGUUGCUGUCCUCAGACCAGAAUUCUGCAUUUGGCCUGAGGCAAUAAUCUUCACACUCUGCCUGCAUCUCACUUUUCUUCUUGAAUCAGCAAACCACUCCGGAGUCAACUCGGAAACUACAAUGACAUCCAACAUCACUGAACAUCACUGCAAUGUGUCAACUCAACAUUUGGUUACAAACAUUCUUCCCCCCGUGCUGAUCAUCGAGUUGUUACUUGGUCUACCUGGCAAUGUUAUGGCAUUGUGGAUUUUUUGCAGAAAUAUGCAGUCUUGGAGGGCUAACGUCACAUUCCUGUUCAAUCUUAUUUUGUCUGACUUUCUGCUCCUCUUGAGUCUACCCUUCCGCAUCGACAACUUCAUACGUGGUGAAAUGUGGGUAUUCGGCGACGCCUGGUGUCGGAUAAAUCUAUUCAUGCUGGCUGUCAACCGAUCGGCCAGCAUUGCCUUCAUGACUGCCGUGGCCUUCGACCGCUACUUUAAAGUGGUCCACCCGCAUCACGUAAUCAAUCACAUGACUUCAAAACAAGCAGCCUGUGUUGCCUGCUUCAUCUGGGUGGUUGUGAUAGCCCUGAGGAUCCCUUUACUGGCCAACAACCUCCUAAUCACAGAGAACAACAACUCUUUUUGCAGAAGUUUCAGUAAUUAUGAAAAACCUUCACUAGGUAUCCAACUGCAUUAUGCUGUGUUUAGCUUCGAGUUUUUCGUGCCUCUAAUACUCCUGAUCUUUUGCUCCCUGCGUAUUGCCUGCAUCCUGCGUUCUCGACAGAUGGACAAAGACAAGAGGGGACAAAGAUCAAUUCGGACCGUCCUGGUUAUCGUUGGCGUUUUCAUCUUUUGUUUCUUUCCCAGCAUUGCCACAGGGUUGACUGCCCUUCGUUUAAAAGCUCUUGGAGAAGCUUACUGCAAUUCUUACAAUCUGACCUCUCAGUUUUUUGCUAUGUCCAUAGCAUUCACCUAUCUGAACAGCACUCUGGAUCCGGUCAUCUAUUGCUUCUCCAGUUCUAUAUUUCGCAAUUCAUUGAAAAGAACUGUAAACCGGACUGGCUUCUUACAGUUACAGCUCAGCAGACGGGGCAGCAUGCAAAGUGGCAAUGACUAAGAGAUAGACUUGGAUUGGACAGGAGAAAUGUUGAAUAAGGAUUGAAUGUGGUGUAAAGUGCAUCGCUUUAUUUGUUUGGGCUAUUUUGACUGGUGCAACAUACAGUAGCUACACUGGUUCCAUCAAUGUUGUACAGUAAGUGUGGGGUUGUUCUACUUAUUUGGACCAAGUCAACACGAAACA
Misgurnus anguillicaudatus (oriental weatherfish) is the source of this 2095-nucleotide messenger RNA. RefSeq names its product hydroxycarboxylic acid receptor 2. The record is from RefSeq and is a predicted model, not a curated record. Lineage: Eukaryota; Metazoa; Chordata; Actinopteri; Cypriniformes; Cobitidae. Gene Ontology annotation, molecular function: G protein-coupled receptor activity. Gene Ontology annotation, biological process: G protein-coupled receptor signaling pathway. Gene Ontology annotation, cellular component: plasma membrane.